Molecule: messenger RNA, 2118 nt
Organism: Onychostoma macrolepis
Lineage: Eukaryota; Metazoa; Chordata; Actinopteri; Cypriniformes; Cyprinidae
Product: rano class II histocompatibility antigen, A beta chain-like
Exons: 5
Coding region: 600-1403 (267 amino acids)
Biological process (GO): peptide antigen assembly with MHC class II protein complex; positive regulation of T cell activation; antigen processing and presentation of exogenous peptide antigen via MHC class II
Cellular component (GO): membrane; MHC class II protein complex
Molecular function (GO): MHC class II protein complex binding
Source: RefSeq, a predicted model, not a curated record
UGUUUUGGUCUGAUACAUUGGUGGUUUGUCAGUCAAUUUUUAUUCACAGAAUGUUCUUAAAGAAUGAAAAUUCACACACAAGGUAUUGUUGAUAAUGCUUAUAAUGUCAAAGGUUUCCAAAAGCAAGUCAUCAAACAGCUAACUAAAAAACAAAGGGUAUAAGGAAUUAGGGCAAGAACAGAAACAUUCCACAUUUUAGACACUUAUAUUUCUGAAACUUUUUUGGGGUAAGAGGGUGACCUGAAAUAUCCUGCGUGUCCUCAGUUGGAGAAACCCAAAUAACAAAACUAUUGGAGUCAAAUGAAUGAACAAUGAGUUUGUAAACAAUGGCUAUUUGCUAGCAAAAGCCCACUGAACUUUCAUUUCCUUUUUUUUUUAAUUUUUUUUUUUAGUUCAGCUCUUGAAAAAUUUUCCCAGUGUAAGUAACUUGAUCACAUGUUGUUUUGUGUCACAUGUUGUUUUGUGGGUCAGUGAGAAGUUUGAUUUUCCAGUUUGAUGAGUUGAGAUGCCAAACUGGGCUGGCAUUAGUUAUGACAAUUACUGUAACUACACUCAGGCUCAUUCCCUCUGUAUGCCAGUAAAACAACACUGAAUGCACAAUGCAGUCUGAUCGCGUGAUACAACUGGCCUUGCUGUUGCCCAUUUUGUUUGAAACCGUUCAUGGACAUUAUGGAUUUAUCCUAGUUCUCUGCCGUGUACUUGGCUCUCUACAAAAUGUUGAGAUUAUUUACUCAAUUAAUUAUGACAAAAGAGAACUGCUGAGAUUCAACAGUACUGAGAAUAAAGUUGUUGCUUACACUGAAUAUGCAAUGAAAUGGGCAGAUGAUUUUAAUAAAAAACCUGAAUGGCUACACAUGGAGGCUGAAAAAGUUAUUACUGACUGCAAGCGCUUUGGGCAGCUAUACCUCCCUGAGGCAGAAAAAACAGUAAAGCCAGAAGUCAUCAUCCGGUCAGUAAGGCAAGCCAGUGGUAAAAGUCCAGCCAUGUUGAUCUGCAGUGCCUAUGACUUCUACCCCAAACCCAUCAAACUGACGUGGAUGAGAGAUGAUAAAGAGGUGACAGCUGAUGUGACGUCCACUGAGGAGCUGGCUGAUGGAGACUGGUACUACCAGAUCCACUCCCACCUGGAAUACUUCCCCAAACCUGGAGAGAAGAUCUCCUGUGUGGUGGAGCACGCCAGCUCUCAUAGACCCAUGAUCUACGACUGGGAUCCAUCUCUUUCAGAGUCUGAAAGAUAUAAGAUCACAACAGGUGCUGCAGGGGUGGUGUUGGGGGUGAUUAUGGCAGUAGGAGGACUGGUCUACUUUAAAAGAAAACACACAGCACUCAUCAUAUCAGCUGGAAGUCAACAUAUUGCAUGCUCUGAACCUCUGCAGACACUCAGCAAUGCUGAGGUGCAUUAGAUCAGUGGUUCUCAACCGGUGGGGCGCGCCCCCCGGACACUCUCCCGGGGGGGGCGCGAGUAGGCUACAGGAUGGGAGGGGAAAAAAACUGAAAAAAAAAACAAAUUUGCAAAUUUUUUUUAUCACUAAACUACUGUCAUAAAAAGUUAUAGUUUUGUAUAUACAUAACUCCUGAAUAAAAAUUAAAAUGUGUUUGGACUGAUUUAAAAAAAAGAGUUUUGAACAAAUUUGAUUGGUUUGUCGAUAGAGCGCAAAUGCAGGUGAUAAGCGGUUUUAUUAAGCGAGUCAUUGAGUCGUUCAUUCAAACGAUUCGUUCAAACGGCCGAUUCAUCAAGAAUGAGACAGAUGUUUGUGCAUGGGUCAUUGAAUCUUUGACUCAACCGAUUCGUUCAAAACACUGAAUCAUUCAAAACACGAUUGAGUGUUGCUGUGAGAUGCGCUAUGCUGUGAUCUUUGUUUGGAUUCAUCGGAUCUAUUUUCGCUGCUAAAAUAGACAAAAACAGUCAUUAUUUCGUCUAAAAUGUAAGUGACUUAAUAUUAUUAACUUGUUUGUUGAACUGUCAUAUGAAAUCAGUGUCACAUUUUCAAUCGUGAGGUGAUGGUAAAUUAAGUGAUGGUCAAUUAUCAGCUCUCUUGGUCGUCAGGUCGUGUGAUGUAUGUUGCUGAACUGUAUUCAAAUGUUAUAAAUAUAAAAACACCACAUUUUGAAAUUUAA